Molecule: messenger RNA, 1516 nt
Organism: Striga asiatica
Lineage: Eukaryota; Viridiplantae; Streptophyta; Magnoliopsida; Lamiales; Orobanchaceae
Source: the annotation of a GenBank genome assembly
AUGGAUACUUCUAGUUCUUCCUAUUUUGCCAAGCUUGCUAUUGCUUUUUUGUUUCUUUUCGUUGGCCCGAUUUCGUCACAAAAUACUGUGUGUCCGUAUCAGUAUUUGUACCAUCUUGGUGAUGGAGUUACUGACGUCGGCAACUCUAUUAGGGUUCUCCCUUGGGGACCUUCGCUUCCUGCCGCACGCUUACCUUAUGGUCGGUCGUACCCCGCUGCUGAUUUCGGCUUUCCACGCAUCGUACCUUAUUUGACGCCCGAAGCAAACUCCAGCAACGGAGUCAUAUUUUCGGUAGCAAGAAGCCCGGUGCUCGACCACAAGUUUUUCAAACAAAGAGGCGUUAAAAUUCCACCAUACGCCGUUCCUCUUUACGAACAGCUCAAUUGGUUCAAAACACAUCUAAAAUCUGUUUGUGGAUCAAAUUGUGCAAAUAGGCUAGCAAAUUCUCUUAUAUUGCUGGGGGACAUUGAAGCCAAUGACAUCGGCUAUUCACUGCUCCAAGGAAAAUCCAUCAAAGAAGCACGGACUUAUGUGCCCAUUAUAACACAAGCUCAAAUAAAUGUUUCAAGGGAGCUGAUCAGAAUGGGCGCAAGGCAAUUAAUAAUCCCGGGAAAUGCUCCAAUCGGAUGCUUUCCUUAUAUCCUAACUGCAUUCCCAAGCAAUGAUCCGAAAGCUUACGAUGAAUUCGGCUGUCUUAAAAUCGUAAACGAUCUGAUGACAUUUAAAAACAAUGAUCUCCAACAAGCUAUCGCAAGCCUUAGAACAGAGUUUCCUGAUGUCAGCAUAUUUUACGGCGCAUUUGACGAUGGCGUGCGACAGUAUCUCACCCAAUUUAUGGCAGGCGAGUUAAAUGAUAUAUUUUUAAGCUUUCAUGGAAUUUUUCAUCGUUAUGAAAUAUUUUCACAAACUCGGCCAAACAGAAACAACGCACUGAAAGCGUGUUGUGGAUUUGGAGGGAAAUACAAUUUCAAUAGCAAAAGGUUUUGCGGGAGUCGAGGUGUACCUGUUUGUCCUGAUCCGGACAAUUAUAUAUUCUGGGACGGCUUGCAUUUAACUCAAGAGGCAUCUCAUCGUAUCGAGCAGAUUCUCAUCCAACCGGCUCUCUCGACGCUCAACUGUGCAUCCUAACUCUACAUGGGCUUAUAUUUAAUCGAUCGAGGUUAAAUAUGCAUUAUAUAUCGAUCGUCAACUGUCAAUUAAAGUAUCAUAUUUCUACAUUUUGGAAUUUCUAAUAUAUAUUAAGUGAAUGAAUGAAGUUUGUAUUACAUUUUAUGUUUAUCAUGAUUUCUUGGGGCCAUGGCUCAAGAUUGUAAUCCCAACCCUAUGUAUGGUUGAAUGUUUUAUUAUGAAGCAAAUUGUAAUAAAAUGAUUUCAAUCCAUAUCAAGCUAUAUUUUUCAUGUUUCUAAAAUAUUGCACUAGUUAUGGACAUCAUGUUAAGUAACAUAAGGAUAUUGGAGCAAUAAUAGAUAUUCAUACUUGCAAAUUGAAAUGUGAAUACUUUGAAAAUGUGAUAUA